AUGGCUGUCGAAGCUAUCACGACCAUCUCGCCGACCACCAACAAACCCGUCCUCACACGACACGGCCUCGCACCCGAGGAUAUCCUAAAACUCGGGGUGACUGCACAGGCGGCGCAGAAAUCCUAUCUCCAGACCCACGCAACACUCUCCAGCCGGCAGCAGAUCGUCGCGCGCGCACUCGAACUCCUCCUCCAACGACAAGAUGAGCUGGCACUGGAGUUGACGGAGCAAAUGGGUCGCCCGAUCGCAUAUACAGCCAAGGAGAUCACGACGGCGGUGAAGCGAGCAGAGUACCUGAACAAGAUCGCGCCGGAGGUGAUCGACGUGGAGUACCCAGGCGAGGCGGAGGCAGGGUUCAAGCGAUACCUGCGCCGGGAGCCGGUCGGGGUGGUGCUGGUGAUAUUUGCGUGGAAUUAUCCGUACCUGAUCCUCGUCAACAGCUUGAUUCCCGCGCUGCUGGCCGGGAACAGCGUCAUUCUCAAGCCGAGCCCGCAGACGCCGACGAUCGUCGAGCAUGUCGUGGAGAUCUUCAAGGAGGCCGGCCUACCGGAGAAUGUAAUGCAGUAUCUUCACUGCGGCUCGCCGACGGAUCUGCAGCCGUUGAUCCUCAGUCCGGACGUCAAUCAUAUCUGCUUUACGGGCUCGGUGGCGGGUGGGCUGGCGAUUCAGCAGAUCGCGGCCUCGCGCGUCAAUGUCUCGGUCGGCCUGGAGCUCGGUGGGAAGGAUCCCGCAUACAUCCGGGCAGAUGUGGACGCGGCGUGGGCAGCUGAGGAAAUCGUGGACGGCGCUAUAUUCAACUCUGGGCAAUCGUGCUGCUCGAUCGAGCGCGUCUAUGUGCAUGAAGACAUUUACGAUAGGUUUGUCGAUGCGGUCAAGAAGAUCCUGGCUGGGUACCGCCUAGGCGACCCGUCGGAAAAGGCGACGCACAUCGGUCCCGUGGUGUCCUCGCGGUCCAAAGACGCCAUUGCGGCGCAGGUGAAAGACGCACUUUCUAAAGGCGCCAAAGACGAGACACCAUCAAACGCGACCUUCUCCUCGCCUCCGUCUACAGGAGGAAAUUGGGUGGCCCCCGUGCUUCUCACGCAUGUCAAUCACGACAUGGCCGUGAUGACAGAGGAGACAUUCGGGCCCGUGAUUCCCGUGCAGAAAGUGUCGUCGGACGACGAGGCCGUCUCGCUGAUGAACGACAGCGUGUUUGGCUUGACGGCGUCGGUCUGGACCAAAGACAUCGCUGCGGGCGAGAAGCUGGCCCGCCACGUUCAGGCUGGCACUGUCUUCGUCAAUCGCGCGGAUUUCCCGAGCCCUGAUCUUGCCUGGACCGGCUGGAAGGAUAGCGGCAAAGGUGUCACAUUGAGCAGGUUUGGUUUUGACCAGUUCCUCAAGUUGCAGAGUGUCCAUGUUAAGGAGCAUCCUAAGUAG
Molecule: messenger RNA, 1419 nt
Organism: Exophiala aquamarina CBS 119918
Lineage: Eukaryota; Fungi; Ascomycota; Eurotiomycetes; Chaetothyriales; Herpotrichiellaceae
Product: NAD-dependent aldehyde dehydrogenase
Exons: 1
Coding region: 1-1419 (472 amino acids)
Molecular function (GO): aldehyde dehydrogenase (NAD+) activity
Source: RefSeq, a predicted model, not a curated record